AAAACAUUCCUUGAAAAUCUGGUGAUUGCUAAGCCAUCACUCCCAAGCUGCAAUUAUUUUUUACGAUAAUUAUCACAGGUUGGGGGAGAUGACGUCACUGCCUUGCGUUGCCUCCAUUUCCCCAGCAGCUUCACAAUCCAGCACAACCUUACUACUCCCCUCUUUUUGUGGGAGCCCUAAUUGUCUCAAGCUCUCUUACAAUCGGUUUGGGCUCGUCAAUAAGCAAUCUUUCAAAGGAUCACACAAAGUCGGCAUCAAAUGCAGUUACACUGAUCCUGGCAUUAGGAACAAUCCUGAUAGUAGCACAAUUGAUGUUGUGGCAGAGGUUAAGACUGAACGAAUUGUGAUAUUAGGAGGCAGUGGCUUUGUGGGUUCUGCAAUAUGCAAGGCUGCAGUAUCAAAGGGCAUAGAGGUCACUAGUAUUAGCAGAUACUUAACAUCACCUCUUGAACAGGUCAGGAAGGCCUUCUUACUCAGGCUCGUGGGAGAUGUAUUUUAUGCAAAUUGGGACGAAGUUCUUCCUGGGGCUACAGCAGUGGUUUCCACGCUUGGAGGUUUUGGCAGUGAGGAGCAGAUGCAAAGGAUCAAUGGGGAGGCUAAUGUUGUGGCUGUAAAUGCUGCUAAAGAUUAUGGUAUCCCAAAGUUUAUAUUGAUCUCGGUCCAUGAUUAUAAUCUGCCAUCAUUUCUACUCUCAUCCGGUUACUUCACUGGAAAAAGGAAAGCUGAAUCUGAGGUUCUAUCCAAAUAUCCAUCUUCAGGUGUUGUGUUCAGGCCAGGUUUCAUAUACGGAAAGAGAAAAGUGGACGGGUUUGAGGUCCCUCUUGACCUGAUAGGCGAGCCUGUGGAGAAGCUUCUGAAUGCUGUGGAGAAUUUCACCAAACCUUUGAACUCUCUGCCUGCUUCGGAUUUGCUAUUGGCACCUCCAGUGAGCGUGGACGAUCUUGCAUCUGCCGUAGUAAAUGCAAUCGACGAUGACGAUUUCUUUGGGGUUUUCACAAUCGAGCAGAUUAAGGAGGCUGCAAGAGCAGUAAAGGUGUAACAAGUGAUGGAUAUAAUGUAGUAUGCAUAUUUGGUUGUCUUGUGGUGGUAGGUAUCAUAUCAUGCUCACUUUUGAAAUGUGAGAACAGUUAUUCAUAACUGGGAAAAAAUGAGAAACAACUUGUGAACGGUUGUAAUUGUAUGGUUGGAAACAAUAUUGAGCAUUUUUGCACAAUUAGCAGCAAUGUGUGGAAGGUUAAAUUUGAUGGAAAUGGGGGAAUCUUGCAAUGGUUAGCAAAAUAUACAACAAUUUGUAUAACACAAUAUAACACAAUUUGUAUAACACAAUAUUAU
Molecule: messenger RNA, 1332 nt
Organism: Striga asiatica
Lineage: Eukaryota; Viridiplantae; Streptophyta; Magnoliopsida; Lamiales; Orobanchaceae
Source: the annotation of a GenBank genome assembly